AUGUCACUGUCACUAAACAACAGCGAUAACAACAAUGAAAAUUCAAACUUUAUUGACAUGAUCAAUAAUUAUGAUUGGUCAUCGACUUCAUUGGGUCCUAUGCAUUCAUGGGAGCCUCAAUUCAGAUCUGCUCUGCAAAUGUGCCUUAAAUCUAUCUUUCCCACGUUCAUAUAUAUGGGUCCAGAUUGGACUACUGUAUACAAUGAAGCGGCAAUACCAACACUAAAAUCAAAGCAUCCUCAUGCAUUAGGAAAACCAGCUAUUGAAAUUCAUGAUUAUCCUACAUUGGUUGAUAGAUUAGACAGCGUAAGAGCAUCAGGAAAAGGCAUAUAUAAACAUGACUUUUAUUUUGAACAACAACGCGAUGGCUAUAAAGAAGAAACAUACAUUGACUACGCAUUAAGUCCAAUUUUUAAAUUAGAUGGUACAGUAUGGGGUGUAAUUAGUAUAGCACCUGAAGUCACUGAAAACGUCUUAAAUAAUCGGAGACUAAAAACUCUUGGCAACCUUUCACUCCAGACUGCUGGUGCCGAGUCUUUAGAAAGUGCAUGCCAUAUAAUAACGAAAACAUUACAAAAUAAUAAAGAUAUUCCGUAUUCACUAAUUUAUCUUGUUGAAAAUCAUAAUGAUCCAAAAAAAACUAGCUCUAAAUCACUGAUUGCUCGUUUAGUUUCUACAACUUUUGACGAAGACUGUAAAGAAGAGUUUAUUCAUGGAAAAUUAAAAAGACAUAUUCCAGAUUAUUUUCCAGAAACACAUGAAACA
Dentiscutata heterogama is the source of this 765-nucleotide messenger RNA. The record is from the annotation of a GenBank genome assembly. Lineage: Eukaryota; Fungi; Glomeromycota; Glomeromycetes; Diversisporales; Gigasporaceae.